CAGGUUCCGACUCGACCCUUUGCAAUGCGCCCCCUUUUCACGAAGAACACAAAACCGCAUCGAUAGCAGCGAAAGAAGGCUCAGUGUCGAUGCGAAGUGUUGAUGGUACUGUAAAACCAUUGACGCGUCUCUGAAAUCGAUUCCUUUCGCACAGAGAGGGGCGGGAAAACUUUCAAUUCUAGCUCAUUCAUCUUUGGAAUCCGCAGCUCUUUCUCUCUCAUCAAAUAUAUUGGUUUAAGAGGUCUGCUGCUCUUUCUCUCUUAUUAAAAGCAUGUGUUUGAAGGGGUUGUGAUCAUUGUUACAAGUUUUUUUUGAGAUUUUUCAUCAGCCAUCCAUUCUGGUUGCAAUAAGAGAACCAGUAGGUUUUCUCUCCCACAGCUAGGGGACAUGAAUUUCUAGAGAGUGAACGAGCUUUGAGCAGCGUACUUUACGGCCACAUGAUGUGCCUAAUGGAGGUCUGACUUUGAACCACACGAAGCAGCGUAAAAUGGAUGAGGCUUCUCAUGGAGAGCAAAAUUGUCCUAGAAGUUUAAUCUUGGAUUCAGAAAGGUGCAGCACAAGCUUUGAACAAACAACUAAGGAGGAAGUUCCAUCAAUAGGAGUACACUCUCUUGAAAUCGAACGGUUGACUCCUGCACCUAUAGAUCCUGGAUACGCUGGCCCUAAUUCUGGAAUAAUUGGCAGAAAUACAGCCUCCAAAGGGAACUCUAGCAGGCAAGAGUGGAAAGGAAAGAAAGUCGCUUCACAAGUGGGAAGCAGGAGUUAUUUUCUGCGAUCUUCAUCAAAUGGCGUUCGAGUUCUUCGCCCUAGGUCUAUUGGAACUAGCAAAACUUCCCCUGCUGCAAGUUCUAAAUCAUCGCCCAUCAUGCCUGAAAGAAGAAAGAGUAGAAGAGAAAAGCGUAAAUUAAAGGAAGUCUUGUCCAAUGAUGAAUACUCAAGAACCAGGAAAAGUGUAAGAUAUUUAUUGGCUAGAAUAAACUUUGAGCAGGGCCUAAUUGAUGCUUACUCUGGGGAAGGAUGGAAAGGACAAAGUCAAGAGAAAGUCAAGCCUGAGAAGGAGCUUAAACGUGCAGAAGAUGAAAUAGUGCGCCGCAAAUUGAGAAUACGUGAUUUAUUUCAACAUCUUCAAACAUUAUGUGAGGAGGGAAGGAUUCAUGAAUCUUUAUUUGAUUCUGAGGGGAAGAUUUACAGUGAAGAUAUUUUCUGUGCCAAAUGUGGCUCCAAAGAUGUACCUCCUGAUAACGAUAUCAUAUUGUGUGAUGGUAUAUGUAAUCGAGGCUUUCAUCAAAUGUGUUUGGUACCUCCUCUAUUAAAAGAACAAAUUCCACCUGGGGAUGAAGGUUGGUUGUGCCCUGGAUGUGAAUGCAAAGCAUUUUGUGUUGAUUUAGUUAAUGAUUAUCUUGGAACUGACCUUCUCAUUGAGGAUGGUUGGGAGAAAGUUUUUGCUGAGGCUGCUGCCUUGGCCUCCGGAGACAAGCAGUACGAUGAUCUUGGACUUCCCUCAGAUGAUUCAGAGGAUAAUGAUUACAAUCCUGAUGGCCCAGACAUUGAUGAUGAGGCUCAAAACAGCAGCUCAAGCUCCGAAGAGUCUGAUAUGACAUCUGGAUCUAGUGAUUCUGAAAGCUCAUCGAGCGAUGAUGAGGCUUCCAGCUUAGAUGAAGGUUCUGGAUCAUCCUUGCCAGGACCUUUCCUGUCUGCUGAUUUGUCUCUUAAUGGCUCUGAAGGAAGAUCUAAUCAAAAGAAACCAAGGAUGAAUUCUGAGCUUCUAUCGAUUCUGGAGCCAGAAUCUAAUGGGAAAGUUGUUUCCCCUCUACCAGGAAAACGGAAUCGGGAAAGAUUGGACUACAAGAAGCUUCAUGACGAGGACUAUGGAAAUGUUUCAUCUGAUUCGAGUGAUGAUGAAGAUUGGGUUGCCAUGGAUACCUCAAAGAGAAAGAAGAGUGGUGGAGUUGGAAGAGGGACCAGAUUGCCUACAAAACACUGCACUUUAUCCCCUGGGAGUCUGAAAAUUUAUGAAUCAAUCCCGAGCUUGCCUGAGACACAAAUUUUAUUGCAGAAACCAAAUUCAGAGACAAUACAAGUUGGCAGUAGUUUGACUCAUAAUAUCCCAGGGAAUAGUCAGAUUCAAGUUCAUGGUGUCAGUGCUUCAGGUGUAAAAUCUCAUGUAGGUGGUGGUGAGCAUAUAUCUUCUAGAAAUGGGCCUGUAACACCUCUCUCUAAAAGGUUUGGCAGACUAGUAACUCAGAGCCUCCAUAACUCCUUUAAAGAAAAUAUGUAUCCCACAAAAGAAACAAGAGCGAAGUUGGCUGAAGAGCUUGGUAUCACAUUCAAGCAGGUUUCCAAGUGGUUUGAGAAUGCUCGCGUGGCCUUGCGCAAUGCAAAACUGUUACCGCCUGGCAAAACAGUCUCUCCUAGUGUGUCCCAUCCCAUGCCUUCCAUGGCUUGCCAGAUGCCUACAACCAGUGGAGGCAUGGAAGAAAAACCAAAUGAAACUGGUGGUGAAGAACCAGAACAAAGAAGAGAGACUUGUGGCGAAAUCAAUUCCUUAUCGAGUCUAACAAGGCUUGACCAGAGGGAUGGUGGCGUUCCUGAAGAGUUACUGGAAACGAAUGCCUCUCUAGUUGAGGCUAGUGCAAAGAACUCUCAAAGAGUUCGAACACCACAAAAGGCAAGUCAGGAGAAUAAUGAGGUAAAUAGAACACGAGGCAUCCAGACAAGAAGUAGGAAAGUAAAUUCCUGACUAUUUAUUGUUGAGAAGAUGGGACCCUCGAAUACCUAGGUUGGGUGGCUGCAAUGGAGGAAUUUUUGGAUUGGGCCAGGACCAAUUUUUGAUGUUGGAAUUUAUUGGAUUUGUUUAUUUUUUCCAAGUUAUCAAUUUGGGGUAUGCCCUUUGGGUUGCUGCUCUUAUUAAGAAAGUGGCAUAUGCCAAUUAAAUUUAAGUCUGCCUCACACCUUGCUUUCGCUGAUAUGAGCAGUUUUAACUCUAUCUUCCUCUUUGUUGUAGUACUGAAUACUGAUGUCCUUAUGUGUAAGUUAAAUUGGUAAUUUUGCUUUAUAUCCCUAAUUACCAUUUCUUAA
Molecule: messenger RNA, 3078 nt
Organism: Amborella trichopoda
Lineage: Eukaryota; Viridiplantae; Streptophyta; Magnoliopsida; Amborellales; Amborellaceae
Gene: HAT3.1
Product: Homeodomain-like protein with RING/FYVE/PHD-type zinc finger domain-containing protein
Biological process (GO): negative regulation of gene expression, epigenetic; regulation of DNA-templated transcription
Cellular component (GO): nucleus
Molecular function (GO): DNA binding; chromatin binding; DNA-binding transcription factor activity, RNA polymerase II-specific
Source: RefSeq, a predicted model, not a curated record